GCGAGCUCCCGUCACGUGGUGCGCUUUAUGAUUUGUGCGCUGUGGAUCUGUCUCCAGUUGGGCUCGACAGAAGAAGAGACUCCUCACACUUUGCGGAGCUUUUGCUCUCACCUCAGCCAAACCAGCCACGCGAGAGCAUGAGCGGAUCCUUGUCUGGGCGGUGCGUCCUCCAUGCCUCCACCUAAACAAGUUCAUUUGAUCUGAUGUUUCCCCUCCGAGAGUCAUUUCGGAGAGAAUGCGUCUUCUCGUUUUUGCGACUUUAUGUGGAGUCCUUCUCGACGCAGGAGAUGCCCUUCAGAUCCAGUGCUACCAGUGUGAGGAGAUGAAGCACAAUGACUGCUCCACGCCGGAGUACAUCGUCAACUGCACCGUCAAUGUACAGGACAUGUGCCAGAAGGAGGUACUGGUCAAACCCGAUGGAAUCCAUUAUCGGAAGUCCUGUGCCUCCUCUGGGGCUUGCCUCAUCGCCUCCUCUGGCUACCAGCAGUUCUGCACCGGCAGGCUGAACUCAGUCUGCAUCUCCUGCUGCAACACGCCGCUCUGCAAUGGGCCCAGGAGGAAGCGUCCCGUCCCUUCAGCAGCAAUGUCCAACCGGCCGCUUCUCCUCUCCCUGGCCUUCGUCCUGCCGCUGCUGCCGCUCCUCCCUGUGACGUAGACCGGGGAUCCCAUCACGUCUCCACCGUACGAUUGCCCUGGGAGCCGGCCCUGGGAUCACUGCUGUGACACACCGAAGGAGCAGAUUUGGACACCACCCUGGCUUUCUAUCCCCUCAGCGUCGAGAAAAAAACAUUGAAUCUGAUCGAUAUAACACGUUAAACACUGAGGAUGACACUGGCAACCUGGAGAAGUGGAAGCAUUUGGAGCUUUCCGAAUCAUUUAUUGCACUUGUUACCAGAGAAGGAUCCAGUCUGCCACCGAGGCAUCGCUCAAUUUCUUUGCUUUCUGUCAAGUGGAGCGUUUUUGUGAGGAACCUGCUCUGGAGUUAUUUUCUGGUUAUUACACGCUGUAAAAGGUACUGGUAGAAGUUGAUGUGGAAAAUGAUAUCUCUGUUGAAGCUGCGCUGUGGGUAUUCUUUCUUAAUGUUAAUGUUGUUGCUGCUCUGAAUACACAGACGUUGGACACAACUGACAUUACAAACCCCCAAAAUACACUUUUAUUCUUGUUAUUCUUAUAUUACAUAUAAGUCAUGAUGACAAAGGCACUUUGAUUCAGGCAAAUAUGAAUUUGAAGAGGUAUCGUGCAGCAUAUUAAUUAUCAUAUGUAUACAUAUUUUCACUGCCGGACAGUAUUGAUUGAAAUUUUACUUCUUGGAAUAUGAAAGAUGCUGAAAUAGUUCUGGACAGUCUAUUGGAGUUAUUGCUUGUUAAUCCUUGCUUGUAAGAUUUAAAAGUUGAUUCCGUCGUACUAGAAGCUGAUUAAAUGUAUUCAUUAGACAUUAAUAUUCCAUAUAUUCCUUUGUGAAAUGAGACAUAGUGCAGUAAGAACACGCUAGGAGUACAAAUACAUUCUCACUGGGAAAUAUGCUUCAGGAUGAUAUCAGCAAUAUUUCCCUUUAAGUUUGCAUUUAUUUAGAAGAAUUAAACAUAUGCCCAAAUCAUAGCUAUUAUUACAUGUUGCCAAUGUAUCCAAAUAAUGUGUGUCCAAAUAAUGGAUUUCAUAAUCUGCACCAAUGAGAACAAAUUUGACUUACUUUAUGGAUCUUAUUUCCAUGUCCAGGUGGUCAUUUUCUGAAAAUUGAAAUUUCCCUCCAAGUAAUUAAUUUUUAUUUCCUUUCAUUUUUUUUUAAAGCUGUACAGUAUUAUUUAUAUAUGUUGAAUGCGCUGUUAGUAGACAACAACAAUUCAGGCAUUCUCUGACUGUGCUUCAUUGCCACACAUGACAGUAUUAACUUCAUUUCAGAGCAUCCUUUGACUGUUCUGGAGAAGAAGGUUUCAGACGGAUGUGGACCAUCUGAUCAGUGUUCUUCGUGGCAGUUUUAUGACUGGUCUUCUGUGAAGAGAAACACUGCAUUCUGCUGAUUUGUGAUGUAAAUAAAUGUUGCAGAAAA
Messenger RNA from Etheostoma spectabile (orangethroat darter), 2047 nucleotides. RefSeq names its product ly6/PLAUR domain-containing protein 1. The transcript is spliced from 4 exons. NCBI's taxonomy places the organism in Eukaryota, Metazoa, Chordata, Actinopteri, Perciformes, Percidae. The coding region runs from base 236 to 655 and encodes 139 amino acids. Gene Ontology annotation, biological process: acetylcholine receptor signaling pathway. The record is from RefSeq and is a predicted model, not a curated record. Gene Ontology annotation, molecular function: acetylcholine receptor inhibitor activity.